Molecule: messenger RNA, 1911 nt
Organism: Enhydra lutris kenyoni (northern sea otter)
Lineage: Eukaryota; Metazoa; Chordata; Mammalia; Carnivora; Mustelidae
Product: transmembrane protein 17
Exons: 4
Coding region: 88-684 (198 amino acids)
Biological process (GO): non-motile cilium assembly
Cellular component (GO): ciliary transition zone
Source: RefSeq, a predicted model, not a curated record
CAGCAUCUCGCACCGCCAGUUGCCGUGGAAACCGCAGAAGGAGGCUGCGUCUGCAGACCUAGCUGUAAGCUGUACCGAGGCCCGGGCAUGGAGCUGCCGGAUCCGGUCCGCCAGCGGCUGGGAAACUUCAGCCGGACCGUGUUCAGUGACUCCAGCCGGACGGGGCCAGAGUACAGCGAGGGUCCGGAUAAUGAAAUGGUGUCCAGUUUGGGAUUGCAAAUGUCACUUUAUUUUAACACUUACUUUUUCCCACUUUGGUGGAUAAGCAGCAUUAUGAUGCUUCAGAUGAAGUAUUCAAUCUUGCCUGAUUACUACAAAUUCAUCGUGGUCACUGUUAUCAUCCUAAUAACCAUAAUUGAAGCUAUCAGGUUGUAUCUGGGCUACAUGGGGAACCUACAGGAAAAGGUUCCUGAGUUGGCUGGCUUUUGGCUUUUGAGCCUUUUAUUGCAGCUGCCAUUAAUUCUCUUCUUGCUCUUUAAUGAGGGCCUAACAAAUCUGCCCUUGGAAAAAGCGAUACACAUCAUCUUCACUUUGUUCCUUACUUUCCAAGUUGUUUCAGCCUUUCUUACCCUGAGGAAAAUGGUAAAUCAGUUGGCAACUCGUUUCCACCUCCAAGACUUUGACCGGCUCUCUGCAUAUAGAGGGGGCAUGAGAAGAAUGAGAUCCUGUAUAGAAGAGAUUUGACCCAAUGCUGUUGAGUGAAAAACUCCAAGAUCAGCUCUUCUACCAGACUGUAAGAGGAAAACCUCAGAGUUCUAGCAGGAGAAGGAAGACAAAGCAAGUGUUUUGAACUGUAUAUUCUCUAGAUCUGAAAUUCCAAAGUUGGCGGCAAUGAUGAGACUGUAUAUGAAAGUAGUAAGUCAACCCUAAAUACCUAAAGCCUAGAUAUCGUCCACAUGGUGCCAAUUAUCUUAAUAUUUUUGUCGUUGACUUUUCAGGUGUGUAGAUACCAGUGCUGGUAGUCACAGGUUACCAGCUUUACAGGACUAUUUCUUGUUAGCACCCAAAACCACAAAUGUGUAUAUUUGUUUUAAACUUGCUGGCUGUCCAUGUCUUGGCAGUACAUCUGAAGCAUAAGGCAAUUCUUGUCAAUAUUCUGGUGUAUUAAACUAUAUUUGUAAAUCAAGGCACCAAAUUUUCAUGUCUGCUAAGAUUAAAUUCUAACCCUCCUCUUAGCUUUUAUGUUGAAGUUUAAAAACAGGUGGAUUAUCAUGGUAUUUUGAAAAUCAUAAAAUUGUAAUUUUCAUAAAACGAUGUUCAGUAUUUAUAGUGGUGGUAUGCAAGAUAUCUUUAUAAUAAAUUAUGAAAUACUGAUGUUAAAGUAUUUGCAACAAAUCAUUCCUGUCUUGUAUAAUUCUGUUGGGCUGUGGGUUUAUUAUUUUUAUUACAGAGUUGUUAGGGAAGAAAAGAGAAAAAUAUAUCCAUUAGAGAGCCGUUUAUGUAGUGAGCACUGCACUAGGCACGUUAACCCUUGUGAUCUCAUCUACUAAAUCAUUGCUCACUGAAGAACUCAUAGCCAGUAAAUACACAUGAGGCUUGAUUUGAAAAGCAGGGUUCCUCUUAAUACACAAUGAGAGCAGAGAUGAAUAAGGGGACUAUACUCAAGACCUUAAAUCAGGAUGUCCCCUUGCUAAUGGGAGAAAUCUAUUUAAGGAAGUUCUGUUGAGAAUAAAGCUGCAUGGGUGUAUCUGAACAUUAUUUUCAGUGAUUAUUGGAUUGUCUUCAGGAUAUAAUAUUUUCUUUCCUACAGAGAAAUGUGCCUUUAUAAGUAAUGUAUUUUACUGAGAGACAGUUGUGGCUACAAUAAAAAGUAUUCCUUUCAAUUUUCCUUUUCUAUAAUUCAGGCUCAUCCUAGUAUCCCCCUGUUUUGCCUUAUUCAUUCUUUUAUUACCUACUUUUUGAAAAAUUUUU